Messenger RNA from Exophiala bonariae, 1788 nucleotides. RefSeq lists its product as uncharacterized. NCBI's taxonomy places the organism in Eukaryota, Fungi, Ascomycota, Eurotiomycetes, Chaetothyriales, Herpotrichiellaceae. Gene Ontology annotation, molecular function: dipeptidyl-peptidase activity. The transcript has 7 exons. The coding region runs from base 1 to 1788 and encodes 595 amino acids. The record is from RefSeq and is a predicted model, not a curated record.
AUGGCCGCACCUCUGGAGAUCGGCGGUAUUGAGAUACCGUGGACGAAUACCUUCCCACCUGAAGAUGAGACUUUUAUGGCGCCUUAUGUGAAGCAAAAAAGACAAACUCAAACCUUGCAAAAAGGAUGGCAAAAAACAAAAGAGCACCGCCCGCUUCCAUGCGAUAUCAUUUUUGACGAAAACGUUGAGAUAUUUCUCCGAGAUGGCAUCAAAAUCUAUUGCGAUAUCAUAAGACCUGUCACCAAAGAGGAAGUACCCGCUUUGUUGGCUGUUAGCCCCUAUGGCAAAGGAGGCCAUGGUUUCUUGAUCUUCGAAAGCUCCCCCUUCAGGAUCGGUGUACCUAUAAGCACGACCUCGGGUUUGGAGAAGUUUGAAUCUCUUGACCCUGCCGAGUGGGCCAGUAGGGGAUAUGCGAUGGUAAAUGUCGAUAUUCGAGGUUCAUGGGAAUCAGAGGGAAAUGUGUAUAUUGAGGGUUCUCAACCAGGUGUCGACGUAUCCGAUAUGGUCGAGCACAUCGCUAAGCUUGACUGGUGCAACGGAUCUUUGGGAAUGCAGGGUAACUCAUGGCUCGCCGCCAGUCAAUGGUCAGCUGCCGUUCAAUGUCCUCCUUCACUCAAAGCAAUUGCUCCCUGGGAAGGCUUCACGGAUAAGUAUAGAGAUGUUGUCUGCCGAGGUGGCAUUCCCAAAACAGAUUUCGCCAACUUCGUGUUUGACAAGACAAUCAGGGGACGCCAGAAGAGAGAAGAUAUUGGUGAAGCACUGAGACGACAUCCUCUCAUGAAUGCAUAUUGGGAAGACAAGAGAUUGGACGUGUCCAAGAUCAACAUCCCUGUCUACGCCGUCGCGAGUUAUUCUUCCGGCAUUCAUGGCUUUGGGACCGUGAGAGGCUUCAACGAAGCUGGUACCUCAAGCAAGUGGCUGCGAUUCCACGCGACUCAAGAGUGGUAUGACCUCUACCUCAGAAAAAAUAACGACGACCUACAAAAGUUCUUCGAUCGGUACUUGAAAGGCAUUCAGAACGGAUGGGAGGAAACCACUCCGGUUCGAGUUUCUGUCUUGACAUAUGGAAAUAGAUUCGAAAAACAACCCAUAGAGAAUAUCCCAUUCGAUCAAUACCCGCCGAAAGAAACUCAGUAUAGAACUGUUUAUCUCUCGCCAUCGGCCACAAUGGAAGAUUCUCCUGCGCGUGAAGUAUCUACCGCGUCCUAUCAGUCUGACGAGUUGAGUGCAAAGGCGGCAGAGUUUAUAUAUACCUUCAAGGAGAAUACCACUCUCAUCGGGUAUGCCAAAGCUAAGCUUUGGUUAUCAUGUAACGAUACAGAUGAUAUGGACGUCCAUCUAUCACUUCGCAAGGUAGAUAAAGAUGGCAAGGUCCGAGAACACAACAACGUCCCCUGGGUGUCGCUGCCCGCCGGUGUUGACAAUCAGGAAGACAUUCCACAGACAAAUGUAGUUAAGCACCUCGGCCCAACAGGAGUUCUGCGCAUCUCGCAUCGGGCUCAGGAUCCGACUUUGUCAACUCCUGUCAUCCCCUUCCAUCCCCACGACAAAGAAGAAAAGGUGCCACCCGGCACAAUCGUAUCAGCGGAAAUUGGGUUCUGGCCCAUGGGCAUCACGUUUGAAAAGGGAGAAGGGCUUAUGCUGAGAAUCCAAGGUUUCUUAGACCAAUGCAAUGAAUUUGCAGAGCAUAUCCACGGGAAACCCAAGAAUCUGAAUAGAGGAGAGCACAUUGUCCAUAUCGGAGGAGACCAUGAAUCCAGCCUUAUUCUUCCGGUCGUCCCAAUCUGA